Molecule: messenger RNA, 6001 nt
Organism: Portunus trituberculatus (swimming crab)
Lineage: Eukaryota; Metazoa; Arthropoda; Malacostraca; Decapoda; Portunidae
Product: mucin-19-like
Exons: 11
Coding region: 148-4695 (1515 amino acids)
Biological process (GO): cellular response to calcium ion; regulation of calcium ion-dependent exocytosis; calcium-ion regulated exocytosis
Molecular function (GO): SNARE binding; calcium-dependent phospholipid binding; calcium ion binding
Source: RefSeq, a predicted model, not a curated record
GGCGCACGCGUCUUCUGCCGGAAUCAAUAAAGGGCGCGUGUAGCCUCCGUGGGCCCAGUGUGAUGGUGAGCGUGUGCCAGUGAGGACAGCUGAGCGGGAUGUGAACCCUUGGCUGCAGCCCAGCGCGCUCUGCCAUCUACCGACAGGAUGGGCUCUGGGUGGGCGGUGGCGGUGACGGUGGUGGGCGGGGCGAGCAUCGUGGCGCUGCUGGGUCUGCUGGGACGCUACCUGGGGGUGUGGACGUGGGCCCUGGCGUGGGUGAGGGCCGCCAGGGAGGAGAAGGUGCACCUCUGCAGGACUGACCGGAACACCAGUACACGAAGUUACCUGUUCGACAGUGACCUGGACUGGAUCGGGCUGUGGCCACGCACGGGGUCGUACAAGCGCUUCACCAACCUGGACGACCUUCCCAGUGUCCCCAGCAUGGACGACUCUAUUCGCCAAGCCGACGAGCCAGACCUGCCGCCCCAGCCCCUGCGUCCCGCCCCCGCACCCCCGCCCAGGCUCCCCGGGUGGUCAGACAGCGGCGGGGAGGGGUCAGCGUCCCCGGCCAGCAGUGUGGGGGGUUUCGGGGCGGGUGUAGAGACCCCUCCAGAACCUUCCAGACCAGCGCCCGUCCUGGACCGAAGGGAUUCCAACCGCUCGCUGACUGGCAGGCUUUCCAGGAGGGACUCGAGCAAGGAACUCCUUGCGGCGUCGCAGCAGAGCAGCCCCAAGCGGCCCUCUACCAACCCUUUCCGGUCCUCCUGGGUGCCGCCUGACGAGGCCUCGGAGGCGCCGUUCGCCCAGAGCACUGUGGUGGAGGCGGCGAGGCCUAUCCAGGCUACCGAGGACCUGACACUGGUGAAGGGCGCUGACUACCACUCACCGCCCUCGUACGGGUCCACCACAGCAGGCGCGCCUCCGCCCUUCACCUACUCUGCGGUCUCCACAGCCCCACCAAGCACUGCGGCCAUCACCUCCACAGCAGCCGCGCCUUUCUAUGCCUCCUCAAGCACCGCACCUUUCAUGGCCUCACCAAGCACUGCAGUGUGCACAGCCCAGACAGGCACGGCAGCCACCACGUCUUUCUAUGCCUCCUCAAACAUUGCAGCGUUCACAGCACCAGCUAGCACUGCAGCGUUUACUCCCCCACCAAGUACCGCAGCUUUCACAGCCUCAGGAAGCACUGCGGCCACCACGUCCCCAGCAGCCACUGCGUCUUUCUAUGCGUCAUCAAGCACUGCAGCGUUCACAACCCCGCCAAGCACUGCAGCGUCCACAACACCUGCCAGUGCUACAGUCUCUACAGCACCAGCAAGCACUGUAGUGUUCACGCCCUCAUCAAGGACUGCAGCAUACACAGACCCAGCAAGGACUGCAGCCUUCACAGCCAUAACAAGCACCACAGCUUUCUCAGCCACAACAAGAACAGCAGAUUUCAUAACCCCAGCAAGCACUGGCACUGCAGGGGUCACAGUGUCAGCAAGCACUGCACCGUUACUUCCACCAAGAACUACAGCGUUCAUAGCGCCAUCAAACACUGCAGAGUUCGCAGCGCCAGCAAGCACCUCAGGGUUCACAGCGCCAGCAAGCACCACAGGGUUCACAGCGCCUGCAAGUACUGCAGGAUUCACAGCGCCAUCAAGCACUGCAGGGUUCACAGUGCCAUCAAUCACUGCAGAGUUCACAGCGCCAGCAAGCAUUACAGGGUUCACAGCGCCAGAAAGCAUUGCUCCUUUAGCUCCAGCAAGAACUACAGCGUACACAGCGCCAUUAAGCACUGCAGCGUUCACAGCACCAUCAAGCACUGCAGUGUUCACAGCGCCAGCAAGCACUGCAGCGUUCACAGCGCCAGCGAGUAUUGCAGCGUUCACAGCGCCAGCGAGUACUGCAGCGUUUACAGCGCCAGCGAGCACUGCAGCGUUCACAGCGUCAGCGAGCACUGCAGCCUUCACAGCUCUAGCAAGUAGUAGAGGUUUUACAUCCACAGCAAGCAUUGAGGCUUUCACAGCCCCAGCAAAUGCCACAGUGCUCACAACCCCAGCAAGUACCACGUCUUUCUUUGCUCCCUCAAGUACAGCAGUGUUCAGUGCCCCUGCAAGCACUGCAGCUUUCACAGCUUCAUUAAACGCCUUGUCUUUCCAAACUUCCUCCACUACCGCAGCGUCGAGCGCCCCGCCAAACACCGUAACGUUCACCGCCGCGGCGAACACUGCAGUGGUGACCGCCGCGGCAAGUACCACGUCUUUCUAUGAUUCAAGCGGCGCUCCAUUCUCGUCAGGCUCUGCGGAUCUCUCACCUUUCUCACACUCCACGCUCUCCUUCGCUUCCACUACCACGGCCGCCGCGCCGCCAGCCCCGCCACCUCAUACAGCCGCGGCCGACUCUUCCCUGUCUCAUUCCUUCUCCGGGAACCUAAUGGACCUCAACUCCCCUACCAAGCCCGAGGAGGGACAGGGCGCGGGAGACUCGAGACCACUCCUCAAUGGGCCUCGGGAAGGAGAGCGCUGGUCAGGUGAGGGGGAGGCUAAGGAGGGUGGGAGAGGAGUGAAGGCGGCGCAAGACUCCAGCUCGCCUCAGCCUCAGCAGCCACACACGAGCCUCGCGUCUCAGGCCAAUGGGGUCGUGGAGAAUAGUGACCGCGUGAAUAGUGACACCGAUAACAUAUCACAAGACAUUACGAGCCGCAAAGCAGACACUGGCGUGACCAAGAGUUACGUGUUACAAAACUAUGAAAGCCCCUCCGGGACCAACGAAGUGUUUGCGAGUGGAGCUUCCAGUGGUGUGUUCAGUUAUGAUAGGUUGAGCAGCGGGGCGAGCACCGCGGCGCCGCGCCCCGCCUUACCGAGGACUGGCGAGCCGCUCACGCCUCAGGUUUCAACGGAUCUGUCCUCACGAGACUCCGUGGGCAGUCCAGAAUUGGGGAGGAGCUAUGAGGUCCCCGCCACGCCCCCCAACACGGCCACCAACCCCUACUCGCCCCAUUCCCCGCACAUCUCCUCGCGCCUAGCGGAGGUGGAGGCGCGAAUGAAACAGCUGGGGGCCACCAUGGAGCACCCUCGUGAUACCUCGCAGGACUGGUGGCCCACGGACACCUCCUCCAGGAGGGAACAAACUCUGCAGGGCAGCAGGGACAGCGGGAAGAACACAUUUUUUGGGAGUAUGGACAGUGGUGGAGGGGAGAGGCAGCCUGGGGGACUGGGGAGAGUAGAGGAGGAGGUUUCUUCCUCCGAGCAGAGUGAGAGUGGCGUAGGUGUGCUGGGUGACAUGGAGGAAGAGGAUGAGAGCACGAGGCGGGUGCGUGAGUACAUUGCGUCCCUGAGUGCCCGCCUACGUCAGCUGCCCGACGAGGAGGACCUCAUGCAUGGCCCUCUUGACCACCUAGGCACGCCGCCCGCUUCCACCAACCUACCCAUCACGCCUCCGCACUCAGCGACAAAGUCCUUCUCUCAAGGCUCCACAGAGACGCCCCCGAGCUCAGCGGGACCUUUCAGCGCCUUCAGUAGCACCCGGGCCACGGUGAGCGGCACGCCCCCCAGCUCGGCGGGGCUCAGAGGCUCCUUCACCAGCAGGCGUGCCUCCAUGGACGCCUCGCUGUCCCCGGUGUCACCUGGUCUCGGCAUCAACCGCAGAUUGUCUCUUGACACGCCUCCAAGCUCGGCCGGGCUGGUCACCUCCACGCCGCCCAACUCCGCCGCUUCCCUCGCCACCUUCGCUGAUACGCCGCCCAGCUCCGCCGGCUACUCCAGCUCAGGGCCAAACUCCGCCGAUCUGUCAGGCAGUUUUGACGGAGGCAUGGCAGGCGGGCCAGGGCACGGACCUACGCUGAAAAGAGCUAUGUCCUGCGACUCCGUCAGUUCGGACACAUCCGUCACGCUGGGGGAGCUGGAGGACACGUUUGGCCAGGUGACGGGCCAGCUCGCCGUCCAGCUCAUCUACGACCGGGACACGGCGGAUCUGGAGGUGGUGGUGGUGGAGGGGCGUGAGUUGGUAGGGCCUGAUCCUCACGCCGCUGUGGAUUCCUACGUCAGGGUGUUCCUUCUGCCGGAUAAGUCAACCAACAUGCAGACCAGGGUGUGCCGCCGGACGAACAACCCAACAUAUCGCGAGAGGUUCCUGUUUGCCCUGGAGGAGGAGGAGCUGCCGCAGCGGUGCCUUGCCUUCUACAUGUACGCCUCCGACAAGUUCACCAACACGCUGAUCGGGGAGGCGCAGCUCAGACUCACGGAUCUUGAGCUCUCCACGCCGCUCUCCACGCAACUCACGCUUACAGACACGGGCCAGAGAGGCGUUGGUUAUGGGGAGAUCAUGUUCUCUCUCUCGUACCUUCCCACGGCGGAGCGGCUCACGGUGGUGGUGGUGAAAGCGCGCAGCCUGCAGUGGACCGGUGACAAGACCACCGCCGACCCCUUUGUGAAGGUGUACGUGCUGCAGAAUGGCAAGAAGGUGAUGAAGAAGAAGACCAGUGUGAAGAAGGACACUCGCUCCCCAGUGUUUAAUGAGGCCAUGAUCUUCAGUGUCCCUGCUCCUGCCCUCCAUAACAUCCAGCUGCGCGUGACGGUAGCAGAACACAGCAGUGACGGACGCCAGGCACUCGCUGUGGGCCAUGUCAUCGUGGGCACCCAAGCCACAGGCAAGGCACUCUCCCACUGGAACCAGAUGAUGUCAGCCCUUAGGAAACCCAUAGGCAUGUGGCACCCUCUGAGGCGGUAAUGACACCUUGGCAGCAAGUAGGGGUGACAUUUGUUGUGUAUACUAAUUGUAACAUCCAUUCCAUGACAUUCACCUUUGUGACAUUCAUUCUGAAUUGUCAGCACUUACAAAUAGCAGGUAAAGUAAUUUAUUAUCCUAUAAACAUGUAUCUUGCUACUCCACUUCAGUCAGGCAUCAUAUGUACGCAUUUCUAAUACCUUUGUCUGUUGUCCAGACUGUAUAAUUCUAAAGAUUUAUGGGGUGUUGUUAUUGGGGUAAGUAGGAUUUUACAGGGAACUGAUUUGUUAUGAUGGAUUGAGUGUCAGAGUGCCAAGCCAGGGAAAGAGUGUGAUAUGGCACCAUUUGAUACUGUAGUUUGGCACUUUUUAGGCUAGAUAAGAUGCAACAUACAAACUGUCUCUCUCUCUCUCUCUCUCUCUCUCUCUCUCUCUCUCUCUCUCUCUCUCUCUCUCUCUCUCUCUCUCUCUCUCUCUCUCUCUCUCUCUCUCUCUCUCUCUCUCUCUCUCUCUCUCUCUCUCUCUCUCUCUCUCUCUCUCUCUCUCUCUGAGUCUUGUGUUUGGAAGCCUAACAGAAAAGCACUGAGCUUAAAUGUUGUUUGUUGUGUUGUGAUAUUGCCUGUGUUCCCUGAUACUGUGAAUGUACCUUAGUCCUAUAACACUUGGAGGGGAUAAGAAAAGACACUGCAGCAAGGUGUCACUUCUAUACACAAAGACUGAUGAUUUGUAUUGAAAUUUUUAGCUCCAACUCUACACUAGACAUAGUGACACACCUCUAAAUAAAGACUACAUGGGAGUCUGGGAGGGUUGUAGCAUGAGAUUUUUCCUGUUCCAUAACAAGCAGAUUGAUAUAAAUGGCACAAGUAUUGUUAUUGUUUAAUGUUUUGAUUAUUGCUGCCUCUGUCAGGGUAGCAGAACACCUUGCAAUGAUUCUCCAUCACUAAAUGGAUAUAACAAGAUUCUCUCUCUCUCUCUCUCUCUCUCUCUCUCUCUCUCUCUCUCUCUCUCUCUCUCUCUCUCUCUCUCUCUCUCUCUCUCUCUCUCUCUCUCUCUCUCUCUCUCUCUCUCUCUCUCUCUCUCUCAUAAAUUAACUUCUUUUUUUUUAUAAAGAGGAUUCACAACCAGGUUGCAAAAUUCUGGCAGGAACCAGAACCUACUACAAUUUACAAUUUGAAAAAGGUUCUGGCUGGUUCCAGACACACACACACACACACACACGAUACUAAGUGUGCAUAGUUUUAAAGAAUAAUUGGAUAAAUGUAAAUAUGGAGACGGGGCCACACAAGCAUAAAGCCCAGGCCCUGUAAAAC